AGAGAGGAGGGUUUGUGUGAGGAGCCUAGCGCUGGCUGUGAAAGGCUCGGUCAGAGAGAGAGAGAGAGAGAGGAGAGGGAGCUGACUGAUGGGACCGAGCUCUCCCCGAGGGAGAUGGACAGCUCAGUGAAUGUGCAGCUUUCCAGGGGCCGAGCCGACGACCGGGAGGAUGAACUAUCUGAACUCGAUUGGUACCACUACGAUCUCUCUCGACACGCUGCUGAGGCCAUUCUCCUUUCCAAUGGGAAGGACGGGAGUUACCUUCUGAGAAAGAGUCAUGAUGGGCAGGCGUUCUAUGCAUUGUCAGUGAGAGGCAAAGACUCAGUCAAGCACUUUCAGAUUGAACGGACCGAAAGUUCAAUUAAAUUCGGGUUUAAUGAGUUUCGUUCAUUGUCGGAUUUCGUGAACCAUUUUGCUAAUCAGCCACUGAUCGGAAGCGAGACAGGGACCCUUCUUAUACUUAAGAAACCAUAUCCUCGAAAGGUAGAAGAGCCUUCCAUAUACGAGUCUGUGCGGGUCCACACAGCCAUGCAGACCGGCCGGACAGAAAGUGAUCUCGUUUCAGAGGCACCUUCACUGGGCACCAAGGAAGGGUACCUUAUAAAGCAAGGAGGCAGAGUAAAGAGCUGGAAAACAAGGUGGUUUAUUCUACAUAGAAAUGAAUUGAAAUAUUUCAAAGAUAAAAUGUCGACAGAACCAAUUAAGACUCUGGAUCUAACAGAAUGUACUGGAGUUCAAUUUGACUACUCUCAAGAGAGGAUCAAUUGUUUCUGUUUGGUAUUCCCUGAAAGAACGUAUUAUAUGUGUACAAAGACAGGAGUUGAAGCUGAUGAAUGGAUCAAAUUGAUACGAUGGAAAUUGAGUCAACUGAAGAAAGCAGCAAAAUCAUAAUUCGUCAUCUGCACCAUAAGAGACCCAGCUUUAGAUGAAAAAUUGCCAUCUCUACAAACUGACAGAUUUGGAAGUUCAUUUAUUUCACUAUAGCUUCCCUUCUUUAAUCCUCUGAAAUCAGAGCAUAGCACACAGAUUUGAUACCAGUUUAACAAAGCCAUAAAAGCAAAGUACUCAAGACCAUUUCUCCAGGAAUGGAACUCAAUGACCAGAGUUAUACAGUGUUGCACUCUCUGGAUAAAGAAUGAUUCUAAAGAGACUCCUCUAUAUCAAAUGACUAAAGUUUGGGACUUCCUCUCCAACAGAAGACUGCAGGAGAACUUUGUUAUAAACACUUAAAACAAUGAAGACGUUUCUUCUUUCAAGUGAUCGGUGAGAAUGUGGAACGUGCUGCCAAAGCAGAGAUACGUUUAAGGGAAAGGCAUACACGUGGUAAAGGAACUGCCCAAUGUUAUGCUGCUAUAAUUGGAUGAAACAGUUAUCAUUAGUCAAAAUGAAAAGGAUGAAGUAACAUAUUUAAAUACUACCUGGAACAUCUGCCCUGGCUGGUUCAACUUCAUCUGUGAUCCAUCGCUUACAACAGAAGUGAACAGCUUAAUUUAGAAAUAAUGCUUUGGCUACCAGAUGUUAUUUAAGCUUCUCAGCACUUUCUAUUUCCCAAUAUUUGCUAUCACUUUUAAGAUAUUUCUGUGUGUAAUUAUUUUUGAGUACUAAGCAAGGACAUUAGGUGUUUUUUAAAAAAACAUUUAAAUGUCAACAGUAAUUUUCUUUUGCCAUACUUACUCUCAUUCCAACUUUUUGCUGAUUUACAUUGUUUUCUCCGACAGGGAUUCCUAUGGAAAAAUACCAGCUGCAUCUAAAAAGUCAUUUGUAAAAUAAUAGCUAGUAGGUCCCCGUUUUACAUUGCUUCCUUGAAUGUAGUUUUAACAUUGAGUCAUCUGCAUUGUGCUUCAGUGCCAUCCUCAUUAAGCACAUGGCAGUCCAUGUCCUUAGAAGAGAGUAGCACAGGGACAGAUGUCAUCUUGUACCAGAGCAAUGAGAGAAUGCACUUGAGGCAAUUUCAACCUAUUAAACGCAGAGCCAGCAUCCUGAAGAUGACCUGCAGUAAAUCCAAAGGAAGAGCCAGGGUUCCUUGCCUCCAUCAAAAAAGGCAUUUUUUGCGACUCAAGCUGAUCUUAAUUUUGGAAUGCACACAGUGUACAUGUAUGGUACUCUUGGGGAUAUCUCUUGCCUGGAAUUACUGAAGACCUUCCCUGCUCCCAAUUUCAGUUGAAAAAUUGACUCCUGUCAAAAACAUAGUAUAAGCUUUCAGGAAUAAGUGAGGACUUAACAACUUUUGACCGUUUUAGCCCAAAAUUGCAAUCAGGGCUACCUACAACUACAUUGCAAAAUGUAGAGUACUCACCAUGAAAGUUUUUGUUUUAAAUUCAUAAUUCUGAAGUUGCAAAUAUUUCAGUGACCUAUCUUCACAAAGUCCGUUUAGCUAUGGUCAAGUAAUAUUGCAGGCAACAAUGGGACUGUAAGGCUUAUGAUUCAGAAGUUUUGAUUUGCAUUUUUAACUUGCCCUUGGUGCAAUUUCAAUAGCUAGCACUAUUCUGGCUAAGGCAGAGGAGAUUGUUCUUAGACUGGUGUAAAGAAUAAAAAGGUCUGAACCCAAAAUAUCCUUUUACCAUCUUCACUCCCAUCUUGAAAUCUCAAUAUUUACACACACAUUACACUUUUUUUUAAAUGUAUGGUACUUUGUGGUAAAUUAUUAAGAAAUAAAGUUGGACAUUGACAGC
Hemiscyllium ocellatum (epaulette shark) is the source of this 2672-nucleotide messenger RNA. RefSeq names its product dual adaptor of phosphotyrosine and 3-phosphoinositides (gene dapp1). The transcript is spliced from 9 exons. The coding region runs from base 115 to 891 and encodes 258 amino acids. NCBI's taxonomy places the organism in Eukaryota, Metazoa, Chordata, Chondrichthyes, Orectolobiformes, Hemiscylliidae. The record is from RefSeq and is a predicted model, not a curated record.